AAGGUGUUAUAAUUAAUACUGAUUAAGAAUCUAUCUCCCCCACCAUCAUCACCAUGAUGUCUAGUUCAAAGAGUGUCAGUAGCAGUGGUAGUGAGGAUGACAAUGAAAUUAGAAGAGGGCCUUGGACUCUUGAAGAGGAUAAUCUUCUCACACAAUCCAUUGCUAACCAAGGCGAAGGACGUUGGAAUUUACUUGCUAAAUGUUCAGGAGUUUCAGAUGUUUUGUUUCUUAUGUCGGAUAUUGACUGCAAUAUUGGCGAUGCAUUCUUGGCCAGGACUUUCUCAUUGUUAAUAUAAGAUUGUGUGCCUUUUCAUUUUAGUUUUCACCAAUUUUUUAUGCUAAGUCGGGUUCUGUUUUAUGAAUCAGGAUUAAAGAGAACAGGAAAAAGCUGCAGAUUAAGGUGGCUGAAUUAUCUAAAGCCCGAUGUAAAGAGAGGAAAUUUAACACCACAGGAGCAGCUUUUGAUUCUUGAACUUCACUCAAAGUGGGGGAACAGGUGGUCAAAGAUUGCACAGAAUUUACCGGGCAGGACAGACAAUGAAAUCAAGAACUACUGGAGAACCAAGAUUCAGAAACAAGCAAGGCAUUUGAAAAUCGACACCGAUAGCAGAGAGUUUCAAGAACUAGUGAGGCGUUUUUGGAUUCCAAGAUUGCUUCAGAAAGCAAGAGAAUCAUCCUCUUCUUCAGCCAUGCCAAUCCAAAACCAAGCAACUAUGCCUGUUUCUCAGUAUUCACCAGCAGCAACAACACCACCACCUUGUGUGCACCCAACAUGUCCAAAUUAUUUGGAUCAACGACUUGAGCAACACAGCAAUGGUUCAUGCGUAUCCUUCUCUGAACCAAAAUUGCCUCAGUUAUUGGGAUACAACUCCAACCAUUUUGGUAACGGCUUGGAUACCGAUGAAUUUGGGACCUUCACAUAUGAUUAUGGCUACCAUGUAAAUAGCAAUGGCUAUGACAAUGAGACCCUCAACAUGGAAUACCCUGUUGAUGAUUGCCAAAUGGCAAGACACAAUUGGGUGAAUGAUUUUGCAUGUGACUUGUGGAACAUGGAUGAAUGCUGCCAAUUUAGUAACUUUAAAAAAUAACAUCUUUUUAGUUUAUUAUUAUUAUUUUGAAUGACCCAAAUACUAUUUCCAUAAAGGGUAUGUACUGUAUUAUUAGAUAAUUAAUUGUGGAUUACUAUUAGCUACCAAAGUAAAAUAGAAAUCUAUUGUUUUAUGGGUUUUGUUAA
Molecule: messenger RNA, 1234 nt
Organism: Arachis stenosperma
Lineage: Eukaryota; Viridiplantae; Streptophyta; Magnoliopsida; Fabales; Fabaceae
Product: MYB-like transcription factor EOBI
Exons: 3
Coding region: 336-1088 (250 amino acids)
Biological process (GO): regulation of DNA-templated transcription
Cellular component (GO): nucleus
Molecular function (GO): sequence-specific DNA binding; DNA-binding transcription factor activity
Source: RefSeq, a predicted model, not a curated record